Messenger RNA from Adineta steineri, 1089 nucleotides. Lineage: Eukaryota; Metazoa; Rotifera; Eurotatoria; Adinetida; Adinetidae. The record is from the annotation of a GenBank genome assembly.
AUGUCCAAUAUAUCAAUCACUACAUUAGAAGUUUUUCCACCUGAAAUAUUUCUUGAAAUAUUUUCGUAUAUGAAUGGCUAUGAUAAUUAUAAAGCAUUUUAUGGCCUUAAUCAUCGUUUAUCAACAUUAAUAUUAACCUAUGGCAUGAAAUAUAUCGAUCUAAGCAAGAUAACAGUCAACGAAAGUCGAAAGAUGAUUUCAACUAUAAAUUGUUCAAAUGUAAAUAGUCUUAUAUUAUCUGAUGAAUAUUAUGAUGAACAGAUAGAUCGAAUUUUAGAUAACAAUUGUUUUCCAUUGAAAAGUAUGGUUUCUUUAAAUGCAUUAACGCUUGAUUCGAUCGGAUUAUAUACAAUGUAUACAAUUGCUCAUCAACAUUUUCAGUUAGACAAUCUGAAAUCAUUGAUAAUAUCAUUUCGAUCUAAUUUAUGUGCAGAAAAAGUAUCAAAUAUGUACAGAGUUGUUCUUUAUCAUUUUAGUUCCCGUUUUAAAUCAUUAAAAUACUUAUUUUUAUCGGCAUCAAAGGAUAAGGAAAUUAUUUGUCAUAAUGAAUUACUGUCACUUAAUGAUUCUCUAUUAUCAAAAAAUAUAUCUUCGACUGUACAACAUUUAUUUUUACAUAAUAUACGAACUAACGAUAUAGAAAACAUACUUUCACGUUUUCCAAAACUUCAGUAUUUAAGUGCAAAUGUUAGAUUAAAUAGACACAUUACUGAUUAUCCGUUAUCAUUAAAUUUAAUUACUUGUCAUUUAAAAGUACCUUUAUAUACGCUAGAAUUACUUGUUAACUUAUUGAAACAAUGUCCUAAUUUAGAAGAAUUAACACUUUCUUUUAUUCCAAUAAAUUAUGAUGAUUUAAAUAGUUAUGAAUGGGAAGAUUUAAUUGAAAAAUAUUUAUUAAAACUUAAACAAUUUAUAUUAUAUAUAAUCCCAUUUGAAAAUGAAAUGGAUAUUGCACAAGCUUUGAUUAAAGAUGACUUUUUACAAAAUCAGUUUUGGUUAGAUCGAAAAACAAAAAUUGAGAUCAUUGAUGGUGAAUCAAUAGAUAAUGAUGAUAUGGAAACAAAAAUUAUGAUUAAAUUUUCAAUUUAA